UUCAGAAAACUUGGAAGGUAAAAAGUAGUAACUAAGGUCCCAUUAGUUAACAUGCAUUAACUAACAUUAACCAAUACACAACUUAUAGUAUUUAUUAAUCUGUGUUAAUGUUGGUUAUUAAAAUACAACUGCUUGUAAUUAGUUCAUGUAAGCGCAGAUCCAUUAAAAAUAUUAACUUCAGAUUUUAAUGUAGUAGUAAAUGGAAUUGAGUGUUUUGGAUAGGAAUAUAAUAUUUGAAACCAAAUGGAAUGUACUGAAACUGCACACAUUUGAGUCUUGAACCUCUGUCUCUUUAAAUGUUUAUAGAGGAUUUGGCAUUAAAAGGAAUGGCUGUACAGUCGAGCACACAUAAUUGUGGAGCUACAUAUUCCAUCUGUGGAGCUUCAAAGGCCAUCGACGGCAUCAGAUACUCUCCUUCAGGUACACCCCAUCCAGAAGAAACCUAUACAUACUGCUCCCACACAUCAAACGAUCUCAACCCGUGGUGGAGGCUGGACCUGCUGGAUUAUUACUACAUUUACAAAGUGGCCAUUACCAACAGAGGCGACGGCUGGUUGGAGCAAACGACUGGAGUAGAGAUCCGCAUCGGAAACUCUCUGGAUAACAACGGCAACAACAAUCCCAGAUGUGCUGUCACUUCAUCUGUCCCAGCAGGCAGUACUGUCAGUUUCUCUUGCGGUGGAAUGGAAGGUCGUUAUGUGAACAUGUACAUUCCUAAACAGGCAUAUCUCGUGCUGUGUGAGGUGGAGGUUUAUGGAACAGGUAAUUUCUGUAACCUCAUUCUAGAUUGUUAAAGUGUGGUAACAUUAGUGAAAUUUCAAGUGGAAAAAAAUAGGUCCAUUGUCAAUAGUGUAGAGAUGUACGAAGCACAGCUCACAAAGAUGUCAGAUGUCAAAGAUGUUUCAA
Molecule: messenger RNA, 906 nt
Organism: Cyprinus carpio (common carp)
Lineage: Eukaryota; Metazoa; Chordata; Actinopteri; Cypriniformes; Cyprinidae
Source: RefSeq, a predicted model, not a curated record